GGUUCAUCUAUUGUAUGGCACAACAAUACGUGACAGUCCCAAUUUCUAGGGACAAUAAACACGAAACUUUCACAGUCAAUGCCAGAUAUAGAAUUAUUCGUAAAGUAGGCUCUGGUGCUUAUGGCACAGUCUGCUCUGCGUUUGAUCAGCAAUAUCAACAAUUUUGUGCAAUCAAGAAAAUGCACCGAGUAUUUGACAAGAAAUUAGUUACCAAACGCUGCCUCAGGGAAAUGAAAUUACUUCGUUUAUUCAACAACCACCCUAGAAUUAUUCAAUUGUUUGAUAUGGAUAUGAUUCCUGGCCUUGAAGAAAUCUAUUUGGUCUUUGGUUGUAUGGACGCAAGUCUUCAUGACGUUAUUCACUCACAACAGCCACUUGACACAGUCCAUGGUCAAUGGUUUUUGUAUCAAUUGCUGUCUGGCCUCAAUUACAUACAUAGUGCCAACGUCAUUCAUCGUGAUCUGAAGCCUGCCAACAUUCUAGUCAACAAGGAUUGUGAUAUUCGAAUUUGUGACUUUGGUAUGGCAAGAGCAUUUGAUCAAGCAGACACAAAGUCUUAUUUGACAGAAUAUGUGACAACAAGAUGGUAUCGUGCACCAGAAAUCAUGGUCAGUAAUCACAAUUACAGUAAAGCAAUCGACAUUUGGUCUGUAGGCUGUAUCCUGGGUGAAAUUCUAGGUCGGAAAGUCCUUUUUCAAGGCCGUGAUCAUGUCGAUCAAUUGUAUAAAAUUCUUGGCACUUUGGGUUUACCCAAUGACAUCUCAUUCUGGGAUCCUUCAGAAGCUGUGUCUGCACACCUAAAGAGCCUUUGUACUACUGAUGGUUUACCUCCUCCUACUGAACCUGUAGACUUCAAUGCACUUUUUCCUACAGCGACAGAAGAAUCACUUGAUUUACUAAGACAACUUUUAUGCUUGGAUCCAGCUAAGCGCCUUACGGUGAAAGAAGCACUCAAACACCCAUUUGUUCAACCAUUUUCAGAUCCAGCUGAAGAAUCACUGACUCCUCCUGCCGUUUUGCCCUAUGAAUACUAUAGUUUCGAAAACAACAAUAGCGACCAAGACCUGAAGUCGAUGAUUAUACACGAAUUGAAAUCAUUCAGGUAUCAAUUAGAGCAACAAGAAGCAAACUAUUUGCAUACAGAGGAAGGAACUUGUACAACACCUACGAAAAUUAAACGCUCCUAUACAACAGCUGUAGAUUCACCCAUACACUCAUUUGCCUCACCAACACAAAAGUUAGAUUAUUUACCGUCGGCCACCAUGAGUUUGCUAGAGCAACAUUCGCCUACAACUGUUCAGUCAAAACAAAGCAUUAUGUACGACCCAAAUCAACUUGUUGGUGAACCAGAAGAAUUAGGUGAAAAUGAAAACUAUUUUUAUCAUAAUGCACCUAUGCCAGCUGGUGUUUCGAUGGAUGCUAACCGACAAUUUAGAGAACCUGAUAAAAGAGAAGACAGAGAUGUUUUGGAACGUGUACUUAGUGAACACUGGUAGUAGUUUCUUUAUUAUUAUUAUUAUUAUUAUUAUUAUUAUUAUGAGCCUAUGAAGACCUAUAUGCGAAUAUGAUACUUUUUAUGCCCCCUCCCUCCUGUUUAUGUUUCCAGGUAGAAAUGCAUUAACGAAAAUCAAGAGGUGAACACAAUGAUUAAUCAUAUAUGUUAAACUAAAAAACAAUGAUAUGACGAUAAUAAAAAAAUAGCUU
Molecule: messenger RNA, 1704 nt
Organism: Gilbertella persicaria
Lineage: Eukaryota; Fungi; Mucoromycota; Mucoromycetes; Mucorales; Choanephoraceae
Product: kinase-like domain-containing protein
Exons: 3
Coding region: 15-1496 (493 amino acids)
Biological process (GO): intracellular signal transduction; protein phosphorylation
Cellular component (GO): nucleus; cytoplasm
Molecular function (GO): MAP kinase activity; ATP binding
Source: RefSeq, a predicted model, not a curated record